AUGAACAAUCACGACUUCGAGGUAUUGUCUCAACCAUUGGAUGAAUUGAUGAUUAAAUGUGAAGAGAAUAAAACCUUUGUCGAAAAACUCAUCGCCGAAGACAGUCAUCGAGAGUCGAGUGAAUCCACGAAAAGACAAUCAAUUGAUGAAAGAUUUGUCCGCAAAAGAAGACAAUUGAAGCGAAAGUCUAGUAAUAAACGAGUGAUUUGUAAACCAGUCGUCGAAGACAUUAAACGAAAGCAUAACAAGACUUCAGUCAAGACUAACACUAAAACAAAUGCCAAACAAAUGAAUGAUAAGAACGAAGACAUGAGUGAAGAGUCGGACGAGAGUUAUGUCGAAGAAUUGGGCGAAGAAUCAGACGAUAGUUAUGUCGAAACGAAGACAAAGAAAGCAAUCAAAAGACAUAAACCAACAAAAAGUGGUUCAAUUCUGAACUCUCUUCUGACACCAGAUUUCAAUGAAAGACAGAAAAUGUUUGAUUUGACCACAAAUUCAUACAAAUGUCCGAAAACUGAUUGUCACAAGACUUUUGAAACGGACACUGCAUUACGACAGCACUUGUUUAGACAACACACCAACACAUUUAAAUGUGAAUACAGUGGAUGUGAUAAACAGUACCCAAACUUGGGUGGACUCAAGUAUCACAUGACCACACAUUUAAAGGAUAAAUCACUUAAUAAUGAUUACAAUGAAAGACAAAAAAUGUUUGAUUUGACCACAAAUUUAUACAAAUGUGCGAAAACUGAUUGUUACAAGACUUUUAAAACAGACACUGCAUUGCGUCAACACUUGUUUAGACAGCACUCGAAGACAUUCAAAUGUGAAUUCAAUGGAUGUGAUAAACAGUAUCCAAACUUGGGUGGACUCAAGUAUCACAUGACCACACAUUCGAGUGAUAAACCGUUUAAAUGUGAUUACAAUGGCUGUCAGUUUCGGACGCAUAACAACACAAUCUUGACGGAGCACUUCAGGAGACAUAACUGCAACCAAUUUGCGUGCGAUUUCAUUGGCUGCGAGAAGACACUGACCUCUUUGCAGGGACUGCGCGUUCACCGAAGAACCCAUGGAAGCGAACCCACGUGGAAGUGCUCCACCAAUGGAUGCGAUGAGAGGUUCUUCACGAGAGCGCAACGCCAUAAACAUCAGGUCUCUGUACACAACUUGAAAACAUUGUUGAAACGCAAGCAUCCGUGCGAUUGGCCGGGAUGUGAGUGGACGGGCGUUGCCGUUGGUCGGCAUAGACUGCAACACACGGGUGAGACGCCGUUCCCGUGUUUAUGGCCAGAGUGUGGCAAACGGUUCAAACAAUCAAUCCUUUUAAAACAACACAUGAAUAUUCAUAACAACGUUAAGCCCUAUGCGUGUCAUUGGCCCGGAUGUACACACAGUUACGCCUACGCGGCUAACCUUCACUCACAUAUGAAGAGUUCGCAUCAAAUGGACAAUUAA
Medioppia subpectinata is the source of this 1452-nucleotide messenger RNA. The record is from the annotation of a GenBank genome assembly. Lineage: Eukaryota; Metazoa; Arthropoda; Arachnida; Sarcoptiformes; Oppiidae.